AUGGCAGCGUCAGCAGGCUCGUUCCGCAGGCGGCGGCGGCGGUGGCCAUGGUCGGAACUCCCGUCGGAGCUGUUGGGCCUCGUGCUCUCGCGGCUGCCGUCGCACGCCGACCGCGUCCGCCUCCCCGCCGUCUGCCGCCCGUGGCGCUCCAGCGUUCGUCUGCAGCAGCCGCUCCCGCUCCCGCCCCUGCUCCCGUGGCUCGCCCUCUGCCGCGGCACCUUCCUCAGCCUUCCGGACGGCGCUGUCCACCGCCUGCCCGUCGCGGACGAGGACGUCUCCUUCCGAAUCUCCACCGGCAGCACGCUCUUCCUCGUGCAUGACGACGGCAGAUGCUCCAUGGUGAACCCUUGUUUCCCUGCGACGACGACCCCUCUGCCCGAGCUAGCCGCCUGGAUCGCCUCGAAAAAGAAGAGAAAGCCAGUCGUCCGGAAGGUGGUUGCCUUCAUCCUAGACAUCGCGCUCUUCCAAGGCAAGCUCUAUGUCCAAACAAGUACCAAUAUCAUGGAGCGCAACGUCCAAUUUGUCCUCUAUGUCCUUGACGCCGGCCGCGAGCAGACAACCGUCAAACACGCUCAAUGCAUGCGCGAUGCCCUGAGAUAUCUUUUUUAUUUUAAAGGUCCAGCAACUGCUGGCUUUCCAUAUAUUAGCAGGCAGAAAGAUUUAUAA
Molecule: messenger RNA, 666 nt
Organism: Brachypodium distachyon (stiff brome)
Lineage: Eukaryota; Viridiplantae; Streptophyta; Magnoliopsida; Poales; Poaceae
Exons: 2
Coding region: 1-666 (221 amino acids)
Molecular function (GO): protein binding
Source: RefSeq, a predicted model, not a curated record